Guillardia theta CCMP2712 is the source of this 930-nucleotide messenger RNA. RefSeq lists its product as hypothetical. The transcript has 11 exons. The coding region runs from base 1 to 930 and encodes 309 amino acids. NCBI's taxonomy places the organism in Eukaryota, Cryptophyceae, Pyrenomonadales, Geminigeraceae. The record is from RefSeq and is a predicted model, not a curated record.
AUGUCGGGCUCAGCCUUGCUUGCAAAGUUCAUCAUGCAGUACCUUCCGAGCUGCUCAUGCGGCAACGAAGAAGACAUCGGAGUGACAAAGGAGAGUCUCCCCACCAAGGAGAAUGACUCGACCCGAAGGGCCGUAUCGAUCAACGAGUUCUUUACCAUGAGUGAGAUGCAGUACAUGGGCCGGUGGGCAGACGAAGUGCGUGUGAUCUUCGACGGGACCCUUCCGCCCUCCAUGCACGGGAAGUCGAUGCUCGAGAAUGGCGUGCCCAUAGCGCUGGUGAACCCGGCAGCACCUGACCCCAAGUAUGUGAUCAUCCACGAGAUCAUGCACCACCACAUGGACAACCUGGGAUGCCCGAGCUUGCUGGUGAGUGUCGUUGAAGAGCCGCCGGAAUCUUCUUGGCUGCGGGCCGUCAGCUUCAAGGUGUUCACCAACGGGAUCCUGGUGCAACUGUGGGAACUAAUCCAGCACUCCCGCUUCAACGUCAUGUGCGGGCCGGAGAGUGCGCGCGACCGACAGUACAUCCGCUACAUGGAACAAGGAAAGUUGCACUCGUACGGGCUAGAGAAAACAGGCAACACGCAAGCUCGUAAUCUGGAUAUAGCUGUGCACUUGGCGGUGAUAUGGAUGGAGGGAUCGGAUGACGUGAAGCAGAGAGUGAUCGAUUUCAUCCUCCGCACAUACAAGGAUGGGAGCGAUAUUCUUCGGUUGGGGGAGAGCAUCGUCUGUUGCAUACAACCCGAGGAUGUAGACUUCUUUUGCAUGGACAAGAAUGAGGCGCGCAGAGUCUUUUCAGACAUGGUAAAGGAGAUGGAGAAAAUUUUGCGAAUAAUCGACACCAAGAUGCACGUGUACGUCGGCGACAUCGCGGUGAUGUUCUCGAGUCAGCCUCUCGACGUCAACAUGCUGAAUCAAGCAGGAAAUGUUUAA